AUGGCGACCUCACGCAUGCAGAAUGGCGUACAUGGCGACCUAGACAUCAACACACCUACGUCACUUGGAGCACCUGGCGACCUGCAUGAGGACUGUAGAAAGAAGAAUGAGGUUGGGUUUUUGGGACUAGGAAUAAUGGGAAAAGCCAUGUCGAUGAAUUUGCUGAAGAAUGGAUUCAAGGUCACUGUCUGGAACAGAACUCUUUCUAAGGUACUCUUCUUAGGAAAUAUUAUCAUCAAUCAGUUUUUUAUGAAUUUGCUGUCUGAUCCAGCUGCAGCUCUUUCGGUUGUUUAUGAUAAAGAUGGUGUCCUUGAGCAAAUUUGUAGCGGUAAAGGUUACAUAGACAUGUCGACAGCCGAUCCAAAGACUUCUUGCAAAAUCGGUGAGGCGAUCACAUCAAAUGAUGGCCAAUUCCAUGAAGCCCCUGUUUCUGGUAGCAAACAACCUUCAGAAACUGGUCAACUGGUGAUUCUUGCUGCCGGAGACAAGGAUGAACUGGGAUUUACAUUGUGCACAUCGAAAGUCAACUUUUUUGAGUUGGUAAAAGUUGAAGGGGCAGAAGAGAAAAAGGUUAUUGACCUGGAGAGUCUCUUCAAAGACAACAAGAACAAGAUGGCAAGGCGAUAG
Molecule: messenger RNA, 627 nt
Organism: Hibiscus syriacus
Lineage: Eukaryota; Viridiplantae; Streptophyta; Magnoliopsida; Malvales; Malvaceae
Product: glyoxylate/succinic semialdehyde reductase 1-like
Exons: 7
Coding region: 1-627 (208 amino acids)
Cellular component (GO): cytosol
Molecular function (GO): NADP binding; 3-hydroxybutyrate dehydrogenase activity
Source: RefSeq, a predicted model, not a curated record